Phascolarctos cinereus (koala) is the source of this 5035-nucleotide messenger RNA. The record is from RefSeq and is a predicted model, not a curated record. Lineage: Eukaryota; Metazoa; Chordata; Mammalia; Diprotodontia; Phascolarctidae.
AACGGCUGGAUAAAUUCUGGUUAGAUUAAUGUAAUAUAACAUAAUAUUAUGCCUGCAUUUACAAAAACAGGUUCAUCUAGAAGGUAGCAGGCUGGAUCUGACCAUCAGAGACCGGCCUGUUUGCGUUUGAAUCCUGGCUGCGUGACCUUAGGUAAAUCUGCUCAUCUCCCUGGGCCUCAGUUUCCCCAUUUGUUAAAGGAAGGGGCUGUCGUAGAUGACCCUAGAGGUCCCUGCCAACAUUAAAUCUAGGGCCCUGGGGAAAUAAAGGAGGAAAGAGACAAGUGCUAUUAGGGGAGAGGAGGAACAAAAUCAGUUGAGCCCCAGCCGGCUCCAUACGGGUUAUUUGUACUUUACACAAAAUGUCCCCUAAUUUCCAGACGAUACAACUGCUCGAUUGGCUUGCGCGAGGAGGGGUCGCAGAGCGAGCCGCGGCGCGCCCCCGCCCCCGAGCUACUUCCGGCAACGCCGCCGACGCCGCCAGGAAAGCUUUGUUGUUAGCAACUCAUUGGCUUACUGGGCUCUUGGGACGCCUGCGCAGUGAGUAGGGUGGGGCCAGAGCCGCCGGUGGAUGACGUCACGUCCGAUCAUUCUGAGGCCGUCGAGAGCUUGUGGCUAUGAAGUCCGUUUUCGUCACCGUGGGCACCACUAGUUUCGACGAGCUCAUAACCUGUGUGUCUUCAAGAGCUACCCUCCAGAUACUCAAGAGACUUGGUUAUCGAAAACUUGUUCUACAGAUUGGCAGAGGCAGAGUGGUACCGGACUCCUUCGCUUCGACGUCUUUUUCUUUGAUUGUUUACAGGUACAAGAAUUCCUUGAAAGAAGACAUUAAGAGAUCAGAUCUUAUCAUUAGCCAUGCAGGUGCAGGGAGCUGCUUGGAGGCCCUGGAAGAAGGGAAGCCCUUGGUGGUGGUCAUAAACGACAAGCUGAUGGACAAUCACCAGUUAGAGCUGGCCAGACAGCUGCACAAAGAAGGGCAUCUUUUCUAUUGCACAUGCAGCACCCUUCUUGAGCUGUUAAAAUCAGAGGAUUUAUCAUCAUUGAAACGUUUUCCUCCUGGCAAGCCAGAGAUAUUCUCUGAAUUUUUGGAUCAAGUUGUGGGAUUGAAAAAAUUAAUGCCAACCUCUCAGUCUCAAUCCUGGCCCUUUGGGGAAACUGGGGGUGAUGAUGGGACACCCCAGGCGGGGCCCGGUGAGGAGGAGGGAGGCCGCCCGUACCCGAAUCCUCGGCUUCUGUGGCCAGAGGCGCGGGCUUUCCCCGGCGCACGUGGCCCUCCCCCGCGGCACCUCGAGGCCACGAAGGGCAAGGAGACCGCACCCCGGCGGCCGCUUCGAGGGAGGUGGCGAUCGCGGGGCGCAGGAGACCCUGGCCGCCACCUCGCUUCUCCAGCGCCCCCUGGCGCCGCCCUCCUCCCCUCCUCCCCCACCCCGGCCGCCCGCCGAUUCCCCCUACUCCGGCCCCCAGCCUCGCCAGCGCCCCCUGGCGCCGCGGCGGCCCGUGCCCCGCCCCCGCCCCCAGCGAGGCCCCGCCCCCUGCCGCCGCGGCUCGGCUCCUCCCUCCCUCGCAGCUCGCGAGUCCCUCAGUGUGGUGGGGCCCCUGCUCGAGGUGCGGGCUCGUCCGCCGGCUCCUCCGCAGCGGCCGCCGCCCCCGCCCCCGCCGUCAGGGUCGCGGUGUCCCUGUCGCCCCCGCCCUCAGCCACGAUGCAGAAGGGCUGGAAGAAGCCCCUGAGCCCCAGGCCCCUGCCCGAGGUGACCAUGGACGAGUACCUGAGCAGCUUGGGGCUCUACCGCAAGCUCACGCCCAAGGAUGCCUCCUGCCUCUUUCGGGCUAUCUCGGAGCAGCUGUUUUGCAGCCAGGUCCACCAUUUGGAAAUCAGGAAGGCUUGCGUCGCCUUCAUGAGAGAAAACCGACACAGCUUUGAUUCUUACGUGGAAGGGUCUUUUGAAAAGUACCUGGAGCGGUUGGGAGAUCCCAAGGAAAGUGCUGGCCAACUGGAGUUAAGAGCCCUUUCUCUCAUUUAUAAUCGAGACUUCAUUCUCUAUCGGCACCCUGGGAAGCCUCCGACUUAUGUCACAGAUAAUGGCUAUGAAGACAAGAUCAUGCUCUGCUGUUCCAGUAAUGGGCAUUAUGAUUCCGUGUACACCAAGCAAUUUCAGGCUGAUGCUGCUGUUUGCCAGGCUGUACUCUAUGAGAUUCUCUACAAGGAUGUAUUUGUUGUGGAUGAGGAAGAGUUGAAAACUGCCCUUGAGAUAUUCCGUGGCAUUGCCAGGAGGAACAGAAACAGCAUCUCCACGGGGAGUGAUGACAGGAUGGACGAUUGGGGCCUGAGCACUACCAGUGGCCAUGAGCACCUCUCUGAUAGGUACAGGCACGGAGCAGAGGAAGGAAAGUUUGCAGAUAACCAGUCCAAGAUGCCUUUGCCUUACAAAGUGAUGAAAGCUCUGGCCCCAGAGGUCUACCGCAACGUGGAGUUUGAUGUUUGGCUGGACAGUAGGAAAGAGCUUCAGAAAUCAGACUACAUGGUGUUUGCUGGGAGACAGUACUUUCUGGGAGACAAGUGCCAGGUUCGAUUAGAGCCAGGCGGGCGGUAUUACAAUGCACACAUCCAGGAAGUCGGCAAUGACGACGCUUCAGCCACGGUCUUCAUCGAGGAGCUUGCAGAGAAGCAUGUUGUUCCGCUGGCUAACUUAAAACCAGUGACUCAAGUGACACCUGUCUCUGCCUGGCGUGUGCUUCCUAGUAGAAGAGGAGGAGGAGGUGGCAGCGGUGGAGGAGCAGCAGGAGGAAUGUACCCCAAGAUUAUGGGUGGCUAUAUUCCAGAAAUGGACUUGGAUGUGAAGGGGAGGAAGAAGAUGCUGAAGAAGGUUCGUGGGAAGGAGGUUUUCAUGACGGUGGCUUACAGCAGAGGGGAGCACAUGCUCCCCCCCCGACUCCAGCACAGCUUCCAUGCUGGCCGCACCUCUCCAGCCCAGUGUCCUCCCCAACACGCUGGUGCCUUGGUGGCUUAUGAGCAGUUCCGUCCCCAGCAGCCGCCACCUCUGAGACACGGACGGGGCUAUGGCAUUUCUAGAGGAGGAACACCUCGAUUUAUGAAUAGAAACAAUGUGGUCAAUCCUGAAGUUACCUUCUAUCCUGGGCCAGGGAAGAGAUGCUAUCAGAGCUAUGACAACUUCUCCUUUCGGUCCCGUUCUUACAGCCGGAGCCGCCGGCAGAUGCACUGUGUGAAUAAGGAAUGUCAGUAUGGCUUUUCCUCCGAGCCCGGAACUACCCCUCGGGGCCUGGAGGAAACAAUCACCUACUAUGAAAUUGAAGAAGGCGAUGAGACUGCCUACCCAGCUAUAGCGCCUCAGAAUGCCCCAUCACCAAUGGUCCCUCCUCCUGCUGCUGGGUUCUGGGUAGCAAGGCAGGGGCCCAGUCCUAUGGCUUCAGGCAAACCAGCUGUGACUUCAUCCGAAGAAGAGGUAGAUGAGCCCAGUGACAGUGGUGAAUAUCACGACGACUACGUUUAUCCAACAGACCCAGACUAUGAAACUCCAUCGGUUUAUAGCACUGCGGAAUCAACUGCUAACCUGUCUCUCCAGGAUGGAAGACCAUGUUCUGUGCCACCUCAAGAUAGUGCUGCCUACAGCUACCCUCAAAAGAUGCUGAUGAGCCCCUCGGUGAUAUCUCCAGCUUCCUGUGGCAGUCCCAUGCCGCCAGCUGUCUUACCAAGCUGCCCACCAAACCCUCCGGUGGCUGCCGCCGCUGCAGCAUCUGUGCCCUCACAGGCCCCUGUGCAGCCUCUCUUUGUGGCUCCGACUCCAAUGAACCGUCCAGUGAUCCCAUCAGCGACAUUCUCUUACUACCCUGCUCCUGUUGCUGCAACUGGCCCACCCAACCAGAUGGGAGAACCUGGAGGCAUCCCGAUGCCACCGCCUUAUUCAUGUGACCCAAAUGGCAAUGACUUACCUCGAGAUACCAAGGUAUUGCAGUAUUAUUUUAACCUGGGGCUGCAGUGCUACCAUCAGAAUUACUGGCACUCCAUGGUCUACAUGCCCCAUCUUCAACAACAGCAGCAGCAGCAGCAGCCCCUGCCACCACCACCGCCACCGCCACUGCCACCGCCCCCGAUGCCUCCUCUGGAAGCUUACCCUGUUUAUCCUGAGCAUGUGCCAGCGGCCCAGGUGUACAGCGAGCUGGGGGGUGCUGAAAACCGGCAGCUUCUUCCCGAACCAGCAGCAGCGGCAGGUGUCUAUGCAAACUCUGAGCAGCCACCACCACCCACCGGGCCUGUCUACUAUCCAGUUAUGCCGGAUCCCUACGGCCAGCAUCCUCUGCAAGGAUACGACCCCAGUGUUUCCAUGGUCCCACCUUAUCACUAUGUUGCCCCGUGGCAUCAGAUGGGUGCAUAUUGCCCCUCUCCCCGAAUGCAUGGUGCUCUGAAUCCUGGCCCAGUGCCCCCGGUGAGCUAUGUUCCCCCUGCAGAUCCUGCUGCAGCUCACUAUUCUCCUCCAGACGUGUGAGGUCGAGCAGAGCACUCCCACCGCCAUUUUGCUUGCAUUGCCGUGAGACGUGGGAAACAUUUGGUUAAGGAUUGGUGUUGCUUUCAGAUGGUUUUCCUUUGAAUUCAUGUUAGUAGUUUACAAAAAGAUUAAGCUCUAUUAGAGUGCUGCCCAUGGAGAGUUGAGGUUUGAUUACAUGCUGAACUCCCAGCAUCACGUUCAGCUGUCUGCUCCUAAGCUGCCUUGAGGCCCCUUGGCGUUCGCUGACUGGCCACAGUCUCACUAUGAGCUCUUGCUCCAGUUGCCUUACUUGUCAUUGAGGCCAUGCCCCCAUGAGCCUUAGGUUUGCCUCAGAUCCACUUUUCCAAAAGGGCGAUUGUUACCUCUUGCAGCCUUUAGACUGAAUUGUGUUGGUUUGUGACACUAAUUUGGGGAAGGCACACAGUGUUCCUCUACAGGAGCAGCAGAACAGAUCCACUUGCUUGCCUUGAGUGCCUUAAAGGUCUCCCUUCCAGAGAGAGAAUCAUUUUGUGUUGUGUUGUUCAGACUAGUCAAUU